This is a messenger RNA of Naegleria gruberi, 1539 nucleotides long. RefSeq lists its product as uncharacterized. Lineage: Eukaryota; Heterolobosea; Eutetramitea; Acrasida; Naegleriidae. The coding region runs from base 1 to 1539 and encodes 512 amino acids. The transcript has 5 exons. Gene Ontology annotation, cellular component: cytosol. The record is from RefSeq and is a predicted model, not a curated record.
AUGCAACAACAAGAAGGAAGAAACGUAGACUUUCCCGAAUCACUGAUAAAACUCUAUGCUUUGGAUUUGAUUUCCUUUGCGAGUGAGAGUUUGGGAAGAAAUUUAUCAUCGGAAGUAAAAUCAUUAAAUAUCAAUUCGAGUAUUGAUGAUUUCCAAGAGGCUUGUAUUCAAGUGGGUACAUUGUGGAGAAAUAAUUGUGCAAGUGGUGGAGAGGAAUUUCAAAACAAGUUGAUGAAUGAAGGAAUUUUGUUUUUCUGUUUACAAAUUUUAAAGAAUUAUUUUGAUAAUAUGGAACGGUGGGAAGAAUUUGAUUCGAGAAAGACUGCUCUAAUUCUUUUUCAAGUAUUGGCUAAUGCCAUGACUGGAAACAAGCCAAUUCAAAUUUAUUUGUACGAAAUUUCGGAUUGCAUUUUCUUUAAAGAGAUUAUUCCAAAGGCAUUAUUGUUGGGAAAGAUUUUUACAAAUGUUGCUUGCAUGUCAAUUUAUAAUAGUAUUGCAAAGGGAAAUUUACAAAUAGAAUUUGAAUUUUUCAGCAAUAGAGAACUCAUGAUUCAACUUUUGGAGAGAUUGUACGAAACUAAACAUACCAAGGAAUGGGUAUUUUUGAUUUACAAAAAGUAUUUCCUUAGUAAGGCCUAUUUGAAUGAAGAGAGUGAAGAUUUCUUUUUCCAUGGAGAGGAAACUUGUAGACUCAUGCUGGAAGAAAUUGAAAAAUCAGCUGAUGAAGCUCUCUUAUUGGACUUGUUGGAAAUUAUUGAUCAAUUCUCGAAUGAGGAAGUCCAAGCUAAGGAACCAACACCAGCAGCUGGUACUUACAAAUCAUUGAUUGAAUUCUGUGUUCAAAUUAUUAAUAUUUUAAGAGAAAAGUUUCUUCCUGGAGAGACUGGUACUAUUGGUAUACUGACCUAUAAGCAAUUUGAGUGUUUAUUUGUUUCUUUGGAGUGUCUCUCUAACUUGAGCAGUCUUUUGAUAUUGUCAUCUGCAAAAUCUGCAGAAAUUGAAUUGAGAACUGAAUGUAUGGCCGCAAUGUUGACUCUCCUUGGAUUGUCAUGUGCUGUUAAGGAGUUGAAACAGGAAGGUUCUGGACUUUGCAUUGACAUUUUCGAACAUGCAGGUCUUUUAGUAUUUGAAGAUGAAGAGGAUGAAGAAAAGAAGGGGAUGUAUUUGGGAUACAAGACUCUUCUCAUUAGAACUAUUGCAAACUUGACAUUCAAAUCUAGAGAAAUCCAAGACUUUGUGAGAGAACAAGAAGGCCUUCCAUUAUGUUUGAGUUGUUGUGGUGUUCAAGAACAACAUCCAUACUUGAGAGAAUGGGGUGUAUUUUGUGUGAGAAAUUUGUGUGAAGAUAAUGAGGAAAAUCAAAAGUUUAUCAAAGAUAUGAAUUUGGAAGGUAUCGAUGCUCAGUCAGAGGAAAUUUUGGCCAAGCAAGGAUUUAAGGCCAACGUUCAAAAUGGUAAAAUUAAUUUGGAAAAGAUUGAUAAGAGUGAACAAGGUGAAGAAAAGAAACCAGAAGAACCAGAAGAAUCAAAACAAUUAUAA